AUGGCGGGCAAGGGAGGUAAGGAUCUGCUGGCGGCGAAGACGACGGCGGCGAAGAGCACCGACAAGGAUAAGGACAAGAUGAAGGCUCCCGUCUCCCGCUCCUCCCGCGCCGGCCUCCAGUUCCCGGUAUGCCGCAUCCACCGCCAGCUCAAGUCCCGCGCCUCCGCCCACGGCCGCGUCGGCGCCACCGCCGUCGUGUACUCCGCCGCAAUCCUGGAGUACCUGACCGCGGAGGUCCUGGAGCUGGCCGGCAACGCCAUCAAGGAUCUCAAGGUCAAGCGCAUCACCCCGCGCCACCUCCAGUUUAUUUGUACUAACCUUGAUUGGUGCUAUGUCCUCUAA
This is a messenger RNA of Setaria italica (foxtail millet), 342 nucleotides long. RefSeq names its product probable histone H2A variant 1. The record is from RefSeq and is a predicted model, not a curated record. Gene Ontology annotation, molecular function: DNA binding; protein heterodimerization activity; structural constituent of chromatin. The coding region runs from base 1 to 342 and encodes 113 amino acids. Gene Ontology annotation, cellular component: nucleosome. NCBI's taxonomy places the organism in Eukaryota, Viridiplantae, Streptophyta, Magnoliopsida, Poales, Poaceae. The transcript is spliced from 3 exons.